AUGGCUGCAGGAAUUGUCAGAACCACUGGAGCCGGUGCUACAGGGCCGAUGUGGGUGGUCGCAGCUGGAGGUAUGGUAGGUGGUGGUACCGAAAAUGGAGCAACCGGUACCGCUGGUGCAGGUGCUGAGUACACUGUAGGUACUGGGGGCACAAGUGCCACUGGUGUCGGGUACACGGUAGGUCUAAGUGGCGGUGGUGCCUGGUACGCCGUAGGCUCGACUGGAGCAGGUGCCGGGUAUGCCAGUGGUACCAUAAAUACGGUAGGGGUGGGUACUGCGAGUGCAGCCGAGUGUCUUCUUGGCACUUCUUCUGAAUUUCUUCUUCAUCAGCAAUCUCCUAACCAUGUUGACUAA
This is a messenger RNA of Zingiber officinale, 354 nucleotides long. RefSeq names its product glycine-rich cell wall structural protein 1.8-like. The record is from RefSeq and is a predicted model, not a curated record. NCBI's taxonomy places the organism in Eukaryota, Viridiplantae, Streptophyta, Magnoliopsida, Zingiberales, Zingiberaceae. Bases 1 to 354 code for a protein of 117 amino acids. The transcript has 3 exons.